AUGUUGACAGAACUAGUGCUUGCGACCUCGCUGUCAGGCUCAAUUACACAAGUUUGGGAUUUAAGAACUGGAACUUUGUUAACCUCUUUCAAACAAAAUACUUGUUAUCAGCAUGGUUUGGCUUUAAUUCCAUUCCCAGGACAGCCUAAUAGAGUUGGUCUAGUUAUAGCUGCACAGACCGACAAGGCUUCACUACACGUAUACUCGUGGCAAAAGGAUCAACCCUAUCUCAAAAUCAUAUGUCCCGAGAAAUUAGUCUCAGUGGCCAUUUCAAAUCAAGGCGCAUAUUGUGCUUGUGGUACAGACAAUGGAAAAAUUUACAUUUGGGAGCUUUCAACUGGAAUAUUAUGUCGUGUUUAUGAUGCUCAUUAUAAAAGAAUCAGUGUCCUCAGAUUUACAAAUGACGAUACCGCAUUGAUAUCUGGCAGUGAAGAUGCAGGAAUAAAUAUUUGUCUUUUGAAUGAUUCAACAGAUGAAUCACCAGCUCCAUUUUAUUCAUGGUCGGGGCAUUCACUACCAAUCACCGAUAUAAUAUGUGGAAUUGGCAGCUUUCGUACAGCAAGAGUGCUGACUUCGUCAUUGGACCACACUUGUAAAUUAUGGGACUUGUCAUCCGGACAUCUCCUAACGACCUUCAUAUUUCCCACCGCUAUAACUGCUAUUGCACUUGACCCUGCCGAAAGAAUGUUUUUUGCCGGUGGUAAGGAUAAUCUCAUUUAUCAAGUAAAUCUGUAUCGAAGAAUUGAGAAUAGGACUUAUAAUGUAAGUGGACAGUCUGGAUUUGAGAUAGCAGCAGUAGGAGGCGCUGGUGUUGUUGAAGAUGUUGCAUCUGAACAUGAUAAAACAAAUCUAAUCUUUCGAGGACAUGGUAUGUCAAUUACGACUCUUUCACUUUCAUAUGAUACCACUUUUCUCCUAUCAGGUUCCCAAGAUGAAGCAGUAAAAGUAUGGGAUAUUUCCAGUAGACAAAUGAUUAAAAGUUUUACCAAUCUUAAAGGUCCAAUCGCAAACCUACACACUUUUAUAAAACCACCGGAUCUUUUUAAUCUCGGCUUGUCACCAACUAAAAUUAUGAUACAACCAAUACAAUCUUUUAAGAGAAUGUCCGUCAAAGAUUCUGAAAUUGAAGAAUCUGUGAUAAUGGUUUUAGGUGAUAAUACAAAGGAUAUUGAUGUAUAUAAUAAUAAUCACACCGGUCAAGUUGCCGUAUCAUAUGGGUUUCAUGAUUUGCAAAAAGCAAAAUCCACUCAAAAUCAAUUUAGAAACGGUGAUGCAACUACCAUGCUUCAGACACAAAUAUCAGAGUUGAAAUCCGAACUUACUCGUAUUAACGGUCAUUACCAACGUGUAAAAGGGUUACAUGAUGAAAUGUACCAAGAAUUAGUUACGGAUUUUCUUUCAAAAAGAAAAACAAAAGAAAACUAG
Messenger RNA from Scutellospora calospora, 1425 nucleotides. The record is from the annotation of a GenBank genome assembly. Lineage: Eukaryota; Fungi; Glomeromycota; Glomeromycetes; Diversisporales; Gigasporaceae.